AUGACCUGCACUGGUGGAAAUAUGGACCCUUCAGCUGAGGGUUCUUCAGGGACAGCCAGUCCUGACCACGGUACUGAUGUUCGCCUUGCUGCACUAUGUAACAGAAUGGGACGACUCUGGUCAGAGCAAACAAUUGAAAUUUGUGAGGUUGCUGCACCACAGGACAAAGUAGAGGAAUGCAAAUUGACUCUGGUGGGUAAGAUUCUCACUACCCAGACUAUUAAUUUCCAAGCAUUUCAGAAUACUAUGAAAUUAGCUUGGCGUACAGAUCACGUAGCUAUACAUCAGAGUGAAGAAGGUAUGUACGUGAUCAAAUUUAAGUCGGAAGCAGAUAAGCAACGGAUAUUGGAUGGUGGUCCUUGGCGAUUUACCAAUCAUUUAGUUAUUUUAAAGCCUUGGAUUCCUAAUACUCCUUUGCAUUGCUAUAAUUUUUCUAUGUGCGAGUUCUGGAUGCAUGUUAUUGGACUACCUCUAGAAUGGUGUACAGACAGUAUGUUACGCAAAGCAGUGCAUCGUGUUGGUCGGGUGCUGGCAGUGAAGGUUGAAAAGAAUGAUGGUUUACCCCUAAAAGCUGGAAGAGUCAGAGUAGAAUUAAAUUUACAGCAACCUCUCAUCCCAGGUCAGCUCAUUCAAUUGGACGGAAAGACAAUAUGGUUAGAUUUUCGCUACGAGCGACUGUCUCACUACUGUUACCCUUGUGGGGUUAUCAGUCAUUAUGCUACACACUGUACGACUUAUCCCUUUGACAUUGAAAAAGCUGACAACAAGGACAAUCUUUAUUAUGGAAAUUGGCUACGUGCAAAGGUUUGUCAGCACAGUCCAUUUUGGAAUACCUUUUAUGAAACCAAGCUGUCCACUAAGGAGGUUGAGGAAGUCAUCCCUGAAACUCCACACUCGCCAACCGAUCUCAUCCCUGCAAAUCAAUCAACUAUCAAUAAUCCAAAGGAGGUUUUGCACAUACCUGCUGAAGGUCAAAUUAUAACUGCGGCCGCUUCGCUCCAAUGGAAGCCUCUUGGGCAAGCUACCGAGAUCCCUAUUACAGAAAAAUCCCCCACCAAAUUAAAACAAGCCGAAACAGGUCCAUCAAAAUCGAAGAAGCUGAAGCACUCUCACCUACAUCCUAAAGCUGGACCCAUGAAGAAAGCGAAGCGGUUUGGAAAUUCAGAUAGGUCUCUCCAUAUACCUGAGGGUCUCGAUGACAACCAACUGCAGGAGACUCCAAUCUUUGUUGCUGGCGAAUCUAAUUGCUAG
Messenger RNA from Eucalyptus grandis, 1251 nucleotides. RefSeq lists its product as uncharacterized. The coding region runs from base 1 to 1251 and encodes 416 amino acids. The transcript has a single exon. The record is from RefSeq and is a predicted model, not a curated record. NCBI's taxonomy places the organism in Eukaryota, Viridiplantae, Streptophyta, Magnoliopsida, Myrtales, Myrtaceae.